This is a messenger RNA of Lemur catta (Ring-tailed lemur), 2529 nucleotides long. RefSeq names its product coiled-coil domain containing 82 (gene CCDC82). The transcript has 8 exons. Gene Ontology annotation, cellular component: nucleus. The record is from RefSeq and is a predicted model, not a curated record. Lineage: Eukaryota; Metazoa; Chordata; Mammalia; Primates; Lemuridae. Bases 491 to 2077 code for a protein of 528 amino acids.
AGGGCGGUGCGGGGCCGGCUCCCGGCGGGAACUCGCUCUUUCUCCGGCCGCUAAUGGUUUGUUAGAGAGGCGGGAGAAGCCGCGCCUCCUGGCGGGCCAAGAGAAAAAUUCCGGCGGGAGCUCUCUGGGUGGACCGGACGGUGCCCCUCAGCCCUUUCCUUUGCUGGCCCUCCUCCUCAGCUCAGCUGCAGUGGGCGCAGUGCCUGUUUUUUCCGCCAUCUCGAGGUGCUUGGAACUGAUGCAGGGAGCUUGGUCGGUGGUUUCUCGGGUUUCUGGCCUUUCCAGACCCUUGUUUGUUUUCUGCGUGCAGAGCCCUUUUGGGGUCUGGUGGGGGUUCUGUAUCCUGCGCACGUCAUCGCGAAGCUCUGCCUGAGGGUCCGGUUUCCUGGCUACGGCGCCCCUCCCUCCUGGAGGCCGAGUGACGGGCCCGUGGGCGGCGGGCUGCGCUAGGUGCCUGCGUCCCGCCAAAGAGUCAGAAGCUUAAGUGAAAAUGGUACAUGUUAGAAGACAUGAAACAAGGAAAAAUUCUAAAGCUCAAGUGCCUGAGCAGAAAUCUCGAGUUGAUUGGAGACGAACUAAAAGAAAUAGUAUCUCACAAUUAUUUGAUAGUGAUGAAGAUCUUGAUAGUGAUGAAGAACUUGAUAGCGAUGAAGAGCUUGAUAGUGAUGAAAGUGUUGAUAAUAAUGAAAGUUUUGAUAAUGAUGAAGAGAUUGAUAGUAACAAGGGGCUUGAUAGUAAUAAAACAGCAGAAGAUAAAAGAGAGCUUAAAUUAAGUAAAGUUGAAAGUGAAGGAAACAACAGUAAGCAUCUCAUUAACGCUGACAACAGUUCAACAUAUGAAGAAGAAAUGAGCAAAACCAAACAUAGGAGUAUUGAUUUACCAGAUCAGGAAAAACAUCCAAGUCAAGAGGAUAAUGAUUUCAAUAAACACACUGGACAAGUAAUAGAGGAGGAUUUAGAAGAAGAACACAUCAAGCGAGGGAAAAGAAAAAGGGUAUCCUCUGUGAUGUAUGACAGCGAUGAGAGUGAUGACAGUGAUAUCCUAGUUAGAAAAGUAGGUGUUAAACGUCCACGUAGAGUGGUUGAAGAUGAAUGUUCUUCAGUGGAAAUGGAGGAAAAAAACCCUGAGAAAACAUUAGCUGCACGAAAGCGAGAACAACUUCAGAAGCUGAAAGAACUCUCAAAACAAAGAUCUCGUCAGAGACGCAAUAGUGGUAGAGAUUUUGAGGACUCUGAAAAGGAAUCCUGCCCGAGCAGUGAUGAAGAUGAUGAUGAUGAGGAGGAGGAGGAGGAUUACGAAUAUGAUGAAGAUGGCGAUGAUUAUAUUAUUGAUGACUUUGUAGUGCAAGAUGAGGAGGGUGAUGAAGAGAAUAAAAACCAACGAGGAGAAAAGUUAACUACAUCACAGCUGAAAUUAGUAAAACAGAAUUCUCUUUAUUCUUUUAGUGACCACUAUACUCACUUUGAAAGAGUUGUGAAGGCUCUUCUGAUCAAUGCUUUAGAUGAAUCUUUUCUGGGAACAUUGUAUGAUGGCACUAGGCAAAAAUCAUAUGCACAAGAUAUGUUGACAUCUCUUCAUUAUUUGGAUAACCGCUUUGUUCAGCCUCGUCUAGAGAGUUUAGCUUCUAGAAGUCGUUGGAAAGAGCAAUAUAAGGAGCGGGUAGAAAAUUAUUCUAAUGUAAGUAUCCAUUUGAAGAAUGCUGAAAACUGCUCCUGCCAGGCCUGUGGAUUGCAUCGCUACUGUAGAUAUUCAGUGCAUUUAUCAGGAAAGUUGUAUAACACCAGAACCAUGGAAACAGAUGAUUUCAUGUCACAUGAUAAACAGGUGUUUACUGUUGGCAGAAUUUGUGCUGAUCGUACCAGAAUUUAUCAUAAACUGAAACAUUUUAAAUUCAAACUGUACCAGGAAUGUUGCUCCAUUGCAAAGACAGAAGAAGUGGAGGAUGAACAGGUUAAAGAAACAGUGGAAAGAAUUUUCAGUCAGUCGAAAGAAAGUGGCUGGAUUAAGGAGAAAUACGGUCAACUUGAAGAAUAUCUCAAUUUUGCGGAUUACUUUCAAGAUGAGAAGUUUGACUGAAUUGUAACACAUUUCCUUCAGAGAAGAUUUUAUAAAUUCUUGUAAAUGUGAAGAUCCUGAAUCUUGUUUCUCUAUAUCAUGUGACAAAUUUAUAAAUUUUAUGUACAUCUUCAUGGCAGAAUAUCUUGUAUAAAACAUAUGUUCAUCUUAAUUCCCAUGACAUGGCACUCUACAGUCUAAUAAAACUUUUAUCUGAUGUACAUAGAAAACAUAGGCUUAAUAAUUUUUAAGUCUGUAAAUGUAUUUUAAAGUUACAUAACAACGCCUUUAUAACACAUGACUGUCAAGUGAAUGAGCUGUUCAUGUCCUGUCCAUUUAAUAGAUUUAUGUCGUAUUUUAAAAAUGUAUUUAGAUUAACAUCUAUGUGUAUUUGUUGCUGCAUCCGUUUCCAGGUCUGUUUAUUAUUUUUUUGCAGUAUUACGUGAUCUUUACUAAUAUAUUUUUGAAUACUA